Uloborus diversus is the source of this 2438-nucleotide messenger RNA. RefSeq names its product DNA ligase 1-like. Lineage: Eukaryota; Metazoa; Arthropoda; Arachnida; Araneae; Uloboridae. The record is from RefSeq and is a predicted model, not a curated record. The coding region runs from base 1 to 2217 and encodes 738 amino acids. The transcript has 2 exons.
AUGGCUUCAUACAAGCACGCUAUUCUGAUUCUGCUGACGAUCGUUUGGCUUCUUGAAAGAGUGUUUUCUCAUGAAAAUUCGAGCCAUCACAAUCUCUCUGGGAGAAAUCACGAAUUUCAUGUCCACGAUGAAGUUUUUGAUUUAUUUACAAAAGUGCCUGUGGAAAACCAAAGUAAAAAUUUGAAUGCAACGAAAAACCCUGGUUCUGAAAGUAAAACUCAUCAAGCAUCACAGACAGAAAAGAUCGAAGACAACCCAGAUGCUAACAGCACAGAUAAUGAACAAUUAGCGAAAAACAGUAGCAUAAAUGGAACAAAAAGCACAGAAGACGUAUGGGAUUUCUCGAAAAUCUUUGAGUAUUUUCUUUCAUUUAUAUACAAGUUGGACCCAGAGGAAAAUAAUGAAACUUCAGAAAAUUCCAAUGACAUAAAAAAAGACAGUCAGCGGUCCACAUUUAGUAAAAACCAGUUUUCAACAAGCAAUGAGGAAUGCAGAACUGACAGCUGCGACUCUAUUAAAAGAAAAGAAGAUCAUUAUCGAUCUGUUGGUGAGAAUCCUGAUGUAGAUUUUGAUAGUGAUGAUAAAAUUAUUGGCGAAAGUACUCAGAAUCCUCAGCACAUUUCUGAAGAAUCGAAACAAGAUGAGGAAGGAGUGUCAGAGACAAAACUGAAGUCAAUAAGCAAAAGUGAAGAACACUCUCAAUCAGCAGACUCGAAUCCUGAUGUUGCUUUCGACAAGAAUGAUGAAUUAGAAAAAAGAGAGUCACUGGAAGGUGAAAAUGAUCCAGAAAUGACAAGGAAACACGAGGAAAAUAUUUCAGAGAAUAAUCCUGCAUCACAACUUGGAGGUGCAGGUCCCAUCCAAAAAACUGAUCACAAUUCGGAUUUUGUAUUUUCCGGAGAAAGAAAUGACGUUGGAGAACCACAAGAAACUCAAGUGGACGAAAAGUCUUUGUCUGGAAAUACUGCAAAAAAACAAUUUGACGUACAUGAAUCGACAUAUUAUUCUUCCUCAGACAAUGAGAAUGAAGAUUCUGAAGACGAAUUAGAUUCAACUGAAGAAAACGAAUCACAUAGAACUCAGGAAGAUCAAAUAAAAGGAAAUAAUUUUAUGCCGCACGAAAGCGAACUCUAUGACGAAGAGAAGGAACCUAAAGACGGUUCUUCCGACGUUAACGGAAAGGAAAGACUGACAGACAGUAAGGAAAACUCUGAAAGCAAAGCAAACUCAAACAACUUAUUCAAUAGUUCUGAGGAAAAACAAAGUUCUGAGGGAAACAAAAGAAGUUCUGAGGAAAACAAAAGCAGUUCUGAGGAAAACAAAAGAAAUUCUGAUGAAAACAAAAGAAGUUCUGUGGAAAACAAAAGCAGUUCUGAGGAAAACAAAAGAAGUUCCGAGGAAAACAAAAGAAGUUCUGAGGAAAGCAAAAGAAGUUCCGAGGAAAACAAAAGCAGUUCCGAGGAAAACAAAAGAAGUUCUGAGGAAAACAAAAGCAGUUCCAAGGAAAACAAAAGAAGUUCUGAGGAAAACAAAAGUUCUGAGGAAAACAAAAGAAGUUCUGAGGAAAAUAAAAGAAAUUCUGAGGAAAACAAAAGAAAUUCUGAGGAAAACAAAAGAAGUUCUGAGGAAAACAAAAGAAGUUCUGAGGGAAAUGAAAGAAAUUCUGAGGAAAACAAAAGAAACUCCGAGGAAUCUUCUGUGAAACCAAAAGUCAACCCUGAAUUACUUUCAGAGAAUAGUACUGAAACUUCGACGAAACACAAAACAUACAUUGAAACGGAACCAAAAGACGGUGGGGAGAAAGAAUACUACGAAGAAGACAACAUUGAUGAAGAUGAAUAUGAAGAUGAAAAUGAAUAUAAAUAUAAAAAUCAAAAUGAAGAUGAAGGUGAAUAUAAAGAGGAAAAUGAAGAUGACUUAGACGUUAUGUAUUUCGAUGACUUUGUGAAUGAAGACGGUAAUUAUUAUUAUGAUGAAAACUCAGAAUAUAUAUUUCAGGAUUUUGUUCCUCCACAAACGAGUGACGACGAAAUGGGAAAUCCACAAGUCAUUACUGAUGAACCAAAUGAAGAAACAGAUUGUAAUUAUUCCAAUCCUCACAAACCACUGGAGCCGUUCAAUACAAUAUUGGAGUAUUUGUAUAAAUAUUCUAACAAUCCUUUAUUUAUGAGUUUAAAUCAGGAGAACAGCACUGAAGCAGAAAACAGGACCAUGUAAAAUACGCAAUGCAUUUCAUCAACAAAAUUUUAAGUGGGUAAAAGCUAGGUUGAUGAACACAGUCAUGAAAAGGCGAAUGAAUAUGUUUUCAAAGCAAUCUAAAAAGUUCUGAUUUUGCAGUUGACAUUGUUGUUUUUAACUUCUUCACUAAUAAAAUAAUCUUCGUAAAAUUCAUUAAUAAUUACGUAAUCGUUGUUUAUAUAUGUUUAGAUCUGAAUCAA